AUGGAGAUCCUCAACUCCGGACAUGCACCACAGGCCCACAUGGCAACAGUUUGGAAAAUGGAAGAUGGAGGAAUUUUAGAGUUGGCAAUAAUCAAGAGUUAUGAAUUUUUAAAUCCUCCCACGUGUGAGCGACUGGAACCAGGGCUUGUGCUAAAGCUUAACGCGAUACGUGUUGAGGAUCCAGGAUGUAUUUGGGGUCGAAUCGUGAAAGGACCUGGUGGGAAGGCCGAGAGUCCUCAAGACUAUGAGAACCUGCAGGUUAAAAUGAACCUCUUCUAUCACAAGGUCAACCUGGAUGUGCAGAAAGUAAAGCCAUCAUCAUUGGAGAAGGAACAGAUAUGUGUAGUGUUUUGGCCAGUACUACGGAGCUGGUGUAGGGCCAGAGUGGAGUCUCUGUGUCUGGGAUCAGCAAGGAGUCAGGCCACGUGCUUCUUAGUUGACCAUGGCGAGCGUGUUGUUGUCAACACAGAUGAGGUGAGGGCUCCUCUUGAAAAGUUCCUGCGGUUGCCCUUCCGGGUGUUCAGGUUCAAACUGGCUUGGAUUCACCCAGUGAAACUCAAAGUGCACAUCUGCAGUGAGACAGUAGAACUAGUUCCGUCCCUUUACUGGGACAGCUCUGCUACAAAAUACCUCCACAAUCUUCUACAAGCAUCUACACUGGUUGAGGCUGUUAUUUGUGAAACACAUGAUGAUUGCACCAUCAUUGAGCUGUACCUGACCAUCAGAAAUGUGAAGAUCUGUGUAAAUGAUGAUUUAGUGGUGAAUAAGUUUGCAUGUUACUCAAGUGAGAAGGCUCUGUGGGAUCAGAGUGGGUGUGUUGAUCACUAUCCUGUCAGCUUGCCCUGGGACAUUUUCAGCAAUCCUCAACAUAUUCUUAAAAUUAACGGCUGCUGUACAGUGAGGUCUGCUCCCUCACACUUCAUAACCAGGAAGAAUGAGACAGAUGAGUUCAUGCCACAAAGGGUGAAGUCUCGGAGUCCAGUGAAGUCAUUUGUUCCCACUGGAGAAAGCUCUGCUGUAAGUUCUUCUCCUGAUGGACAGUUGAUAUGUGGAGUACAUGACAAAAACGCAGUCCCCAAGAGCACUGAGGAAAGAAAAGUAAAGACUGGGGACUGUGAAGAAUCUUAUACAGAGAGUAUCCUUGCAGAGCAGUUGUCUGAAAAACUAAACUUGUUGAGAUUUAUGAAGUUUCUGAACCCCUUCCCAUAUUUGAAUUUGAGUACCAAACAUAAUAUUAAUGAAGAUAAUCAAACGACCUCAAGAAUUUCUGAUGAAACCGCAGAGGUGCAGAAUGAUGUCAGUAGUACAAGUGUCAUCCCCACAGUGCAGAAGGAACCAGCUCUCAAUCAAGAGACAACAAAUACCAGAGACCAGUUUGCCUGUGCCAGAUUGUUACAGUUGCUGAACCCAGAUCCAAUAAAUCCAGAUUCAGAAUCUCUUGAUGACCAUGUUGCAUGCUGUGAACCCAGCAAAAGUGGCGUUUUGGUGCAUUCAGCUUUUGCCAUCAACCCCUGUAGAACCCUGAGCCAGGCUCCCAUCACUGAGCAAUUCCAUAAAUUCCUGUUGAGGCGAAAGUAUACAGGACCAGGCCUGGCUGAAAGUUACUGCUGGCCCUCUGUGGCACAAGGUUGUGACACAGUGCUGAUAUGCCACAAUGGAGAAGAUCCUCUCUCCUACAUCCCACCACUGCUGGCUCAACUGCAGUUAGCCUCUUUGUUCCGUGCCCUCACUGCAUACACUGGGCCCAUAGCAGUGAUCAUUUGUCCAGGUUGGGAAAAGGUAGAGUUAGUGCUGGAGCUACUAGAGGAGAGCAAGGCAGCAGUGAACCUACAGCCUGCUGCUGUGCUGGUUGGAGUAGGCAAGAAUGAAGCCAAAGAAACCAAGAUUCAGAACAACUGUCAGUUGCUGGUUACCACCCCCUUUAGCCUGGCCAGGUUGCUGGAGGUGCAGUUCUUCCUCUUUCAUAGGCUCUGCCACCUGAUUCUGGAUGAGGCUCAUGAACUCUUCUCAAGAGCUCCUGAGCAGAUGACUGCCAUCUUAGAACAUUACCAGAAAGUGGUGUCCAGAGAGGAGAGAACCAUGUGUGUGCGGCAACUUGUUGCUGUAAGCAGUCAUUGGUGUCGGGAGCUGGAGACUGUGGUCUGGAAUCACAUGGUUAACCCAUGCAUCAUCGUCACAGUGCCAGAAGAGGCAGCAUUAUACGGUGGGGUUCAACAGACAAUACUGAUGUGUCUGGACUGCCAUAAGACCUCAGUGCUGCUCAGCUCUUUGGACUUUAGCCCCUCUGUUCCCCAGAAAACCCUUCUCAUCACUAACUCACCAGAAGAGGUGGAGCAUGUGUACAAGGCUCUCAGCAACACAGCAGCAUUUUCUCUCAAAGUUCAUGAGGGCCUUACCUACCAGUUUGAUUUUGUGGUGGAGCAGUGGAAGAAAGCUGUUGGUCCAGGUACACAGGUUAUCUUGGUGACCACCAAUGAUUGCUUAAAGGCCCUUGGUAUCAGGGAUGCUACAUGCGUGGUGCAUUAUGGUUUCCCUAGCUCCCCUAAACUGUUUGGGAACCGGAUGUUCUGCAUGGUUGAGAACUUUCAGAAUCUGUCUUGCAAGAAUCACUCUGAGGGCUCGUCUCCUACGGUGCGUUCAGUUUUGCUGCUGUCCGAGCAGAAUUCUCGUCAUGUGUCUGGUGUGCUGCGCUACCUGAAGCGUACAGACACUCCACUGCCAUCAGAGCUCCUGCAGUUUGCCCAGGGAGUCCAGCAGGCAAAGGAACAGUGUAAAGCUGACAGUGCUCUCUGCAACUAUCUGAAAAGCCUAGGCUUCUGCAGGGACAGCACAAGUUGCCCGGACAGACACCGAAUCAAUAAAUUUCUUGAUUGUCCCCAACACCCAGACUCUGGAACUGUUUUGGUGUUGCCCCUUUACAUUAAGACUGCGAAUGUGUACUAUGGACGUAUUGUGGACCAGAAAGAGAAUGGCUAUGAGAAGCUUGCUGCCGAGAUGAAGUCACAUUAUGCUAAAGAGAGGCUUUGUGCAAAGGAAAUUGUGGAAGGAGACUUUUAUGCAGUGCAGGAAGAGGAUGUAUAUCAUAGGGUGUGUGUGACCAAGGUGCCAGAUAAGGGAGACCGGCUAUUUAGCAGUGUCGAAGUUCGAUUUGUGGAUGAAGGACGUACCCAGGAAGUGAAGUCACAUCAGCUACUGCCGCUUCCCCCAGAGUUCCAGAGCUUGCCGGGUCAGGCUGUUGAAAUCAUUUUGUGCAGGGCCCAACCUAUUGAUGGAGAGAUGGACUGGAACCCAAAGGUUACCAGAGUUAUCAGUCAGAAAAUAAAAGGAAAAAUACACCAUGCCAAGGUGGUGAUGUGUCUGGGCAAUACUAUAUGGGUUGAUCCAAUGGUAUACAUGACACGCCUACCAGGUUUGAAGAUCUUCAUAAAUGAGUAUAAUGUCCAUGCAGAGAUUAUGGCUACUGGGAUGGGCACCACAAACCCUCAGCAUCUGGAGCUACUGAAGUUGCUGUGGCAGGGAGAUGAGGCCUCUGCUGUAGUGGACCUCAGAGAGAGUGAUGGACGUGAAAGUGAGACGGCAUCUCUGGAACAGAAGGUUCAAGCUGCUGAGGAACCUCUGGCCAGUCAGGUGAAGGCUGGACUCAACAUCGUUGUGUGUACAGAUACUGAACCCUGUAAACCCUUACAGAAUCUUCCAGACACAAACCAGAUCACUGAUCCUAAUGGAGGAAAAAAUAACGUCUCUUUGGAAGCCUUGAUAGAUCCUGAACAUAUGGAUAGAUCUGCCGAUGUAAGAUGUUUACCUGAGAACUGGCCUCUUGCUCUUCCUAACAACUCAGAUGAAGGCGAGUCUGUCUAG
Messenger RNA from Neoarius graeffei (lesser salmon catfish), 3858 nucleotides. It is a transcript of the gene tdrd12, whose product is annotated as tudor domain containing 12. The record is from RefSeq and is a predicted model, not a curated record. Bases 1 to 3858 code for a protein of 1285 amino acids. Gene Ontology annotation, molecular function: ATP binding; metal ion binding; nucleic acid binding. Gene Ontology annotation, biological process: germ-line stem cell division; transposable element silencing. Lineage: Eukaryota; Metazoa; Chordata; Actinopteri; Siluriformes; Ariidae. The transcript has 32 exons.